Molecule: messenger RNA, 2886 nt
Organism: Symbiodinium sp. CCMP2592
Lineage: Eukaryota; Dinophyceae; Suessiales; Symbiodiniaceae
Source: the annotation of a GenBank genome assembly
AUGUUGCCGAAAUUCUCGCCAAACCAUGGCGAAGGUUUGGCGGAGCACGUCGCCGCGCUCGAUCUCAAUCAAGCUCUGGAGGUAUACACUGGUGAAGCCAGCAAGUGUUCCACCGGCGAGCCGCUGUGUGACAGCAUGCGAAGGUGCAUGGACUCCGCCGCCCAUCGCGUGCUGUCGGCUGCUGUGCAGGCAAGAACAAGUUCUACAGGGACGAUGGCUUCGCAGCUGCAGAAGCUUCAUCGUCCCCUUCAUGCAUCAUCCGCCGAGCCUGCAGUCCUGAUGACGUGGCCUUCAGUGCUCGAGCGAGGCUGCAGGAAGUGUCGAGCAGCUGCUUUUCUGGGUGUGGCAUGCUCGAGAUGUCACGGGAUGUCAGAUGGCUUAACGGCCGCGACAAGCGCAACCAUUGCGAUCGCGGUGGCUGUGCUGGGAUCUGCUGCGCUGACUUUCAUCGUUCCAAGUCGCACCCACGAACACCAGGAUGUGGCAUCGCGCAGAAGUCUCCUUGGUGCGGUCGUGGCUUUGCCUUUGCUGGGAUCCGCGGCUCCAGCUCUGGCGGCCGACAAAAGCCCGGGGAAGCUGGAGGCUUAUGGCUUGAGCGGCAAGCGGGCCAAGGAUGUCAACGGUCUUUGGAGCGUGUUCCCGGAUACAAAGGUGAAUGGCAGAGCGGUUUACAAGAAGGACGAUGCCGACAUUUACCUGACUUAUAGUGACUGUCAGCAGUUCCAGAUGGUAAAGAAGCCAACAGGCGAGUGCCAGGGCUUUGCCUUGGAGUACAAGGGCGUGUGGGAAGUGGAUGGCGAGGACACCCGAAUGAAGGUGAAGCCAUACCAGUCUAAGGAAGAUAGAAAGAGGCAGCAGCAGAAAGGCGGAGAACAGCCGAGCGGCGGUGGUGGCUUCUUCCAACUGGGAAAGAUUGAGCCAAUCAUCCCAAAGCAGGAGACUCAGAGUGAUGCCGAUGUUCUGUUGAACGGUCAGGAUGUCAAUGAGUAUGUCAGAAGGAAGGGCAGCACUGGCAUGAUGGGCAUGCAAGACUAUCUGACCAACAUGAUGACCCUGGAGGCGGAGGAGUCCAAGAUCGCCGACAGCCUAGAAGCAAGGCUGGAUGCGAAGCUCAAAGAUCGAGACAUCAGCAAGGGUAAAGACAGCCUGGUCAUGGCAGAAGAGGCGACAGGAGAGGCUGCAGUGCCGGAGGACUCAGGCGAUGAGUUCCAGGAAGACGCAGAGGAGCAGGGACUGGAGGAUGAAGAUCUCGAGGAAGAGGAGCCAGAAGAUGACGAGGAGAUCGCACCAGGACCCGGUGGAGGAGCCUCGAAGGCCGACACCCUGGACAUGUUGGCUGACAUGUCCGAUCUUUCAGGGUUCGGUGCCUCUGGUAAAAGUGCAAGCGCUUCACAUAGCCGCAGAGCGGGCAGUUUUAGCCGAGUUGGUGGAGCCGGGUCCGCCACAGCUUCCAGGCGGUCUGCGGAGGACUCUCGACACGAAGAUGCCGAGGACGUGGUUUUGGCAAGAGAAGCUGUAAAGUGGCUGCUGCAGAAGAUUUACCGACGAUGUGACAACAGCAAGCUGGACAAGGUACCCGAACUGAUGACGCGAUGCGAGGGCAAGGAGGUUUUAUUGCUGCAUUCGGCUCUGCUGAAGUACGUUCCAAUGCCGCGCGAUGAGGAGAUAGACUGCUUCGGGCAAACUCUAGAAGACAAGGCCGACCUGUUGCAGGAGUUGCUCAUGGGACUUGCAGACCACUUUUCAGUCGAUGCCCCUGCUGUGGAUCUGAGCAACCUGGGCACUUCUUUUCUACAGGAGCUGUACCAGAUGCUGAGCCACGUCAAGGAGUCCAGGCUGCGGCCGAUCGACGAUGCGCAUGCGGGAAGGCCGGAAGAGAGGAGCUACUUCUCAGGGCCUUCUGAGGGCGUCCUGGGAUCCUUCGCGCCAGAGGAAGGCACAGGGAUACCGGAGGUCCCUGACAAAGACUGCGAGAUACCUCUGGACGGACGCGAGCAAUUCCUAGCAGCUGCGAAGCGAAGGCAUGAAGCGCACUGGGAAUCGGAAGAAGAGGAAGAAGAAGGGGACGUGGAUGGCUCUAAUGCUAUAAUUGAGGAGCCGGUCGCAAGCCCUGCUCCGCCUGCUCCAGAUAGCCGAACCACAAAGCGCCAGCGUGUCGGCGGAGGAGAGUGCAGAAUGGUGAGGGCUCAACCAGAUCUGGCACCACAGCUUUGGAUGCCCACGCCAUCAAGACCCUUCCAUCCCAAGAAUGUUGUGCUGAAAUUGAAGAAGCACGGAGCGUCCCUGGAAAACGAGGGGGGCAGGGUGGAUGGCAGCUCGGGAAGCAGCCAAUCGAAAUGUUUGAGUGAUCCAUGUUGCUCGUGUCGUGAUGCCGCUAGCCGCUACACAAGAAAGUUUUGCGGCGGUGUAUACUUUACAGUGGACCUGUGGGCAGCUCGGCUGCGCACACACUGCACUGCAUCCUGGCACACAGCCUGCAAAGUAGGCAGCCAAACCCGUGCACAUGCAUGGGAGCACAGAAUCACACGAUUCGGGAAGCAAGAGCUUCGACGGUGGGGGACAGGUCUUCGCCUGAGAUGGGGUAGGCAUGCGAGGCGAAAAGUGGUUCAAGCAUAUGUGGCUCUAGGCCCUAGAGCCAGGAGGCAGCUGGCUAUGGAGACUUUGAAUACGCAACGCCUUGACGCGCUGGAACGAGCAUCGUCGAGCCGCCUGGACACGGACCCCCAAGGUCCCCGCGAGACGGACCCGACCCUGCAGUGCGACACCCAUGUUGAAAGUUCUAUCCCGACUGGACCAGCGACGUGCAGGAUGCCGAUGCUGCAGCCGGGCGAAGCCGUGGCUGCAGCUUCGAUGCAGACACAAGGCCCCUGCAGCCAGCUGUUGUGA